Messenger RNA from Uloborus diversus, 972 nucleotides. Its product is annotated as eukaryotic translation initiation factor 2-alpha kinase 3-like. The transcript has 8 exons. Gene Ontology annotation, biological process: protein phosphorylation. Gene Ontology annotation, molecular function: ATP binding; protein kinase activity. The record is from RefSeq and is a predicted model, not a curated record. NCBI's taxonomy places the organism in Eukaryota, Metazoa, Arthropoda, Arachnida, Araneae, Uloboridae. The coding region runs from base 1 to 972 and encodes 323 amino acids.
AUGAUUCAAAAAGGCUGCUUUCAUGAGGAUUUUGAAUUACUUUCUGUAUUGGGUAAAGGAGGAUUUGGUGUUGUUAUGGAAGUAAAAAAUAAAAUUGAUGAUUGUCAUUAUGCUGUCAAAAGAAUAGGUGUUCCCGAUUUAAUGAAAAACAAAGAUCAACAAGAAAGAGUUAUGAGGGAAGUAAGAGCUCUUGCAAUGUUGGAACAUCCUGGUAUUGUAAGAUAUUAUAAUUCAUGGAUUGAGAAUCCUCCUGUAGGGUGGCAAAAAGACAAGGAUGCAGAAAUGAAUGUAUGUGAAGUAUCAUCUGAAGUGGCACAAGAAACUUCGUUUCUUCCUGUUGAAAGGAAUAAACUUUCUAGAAAUCUGAAGUUUAAUUCCUUAAUAGGUUAUCAGAAUGGUAUAAAUAGUUAUGACUCUCUUUUGAAAAAAGAUGAAGAUCAUGAAAGUGGGAAACAUGUUGAGAGUUAUUUUAUUGAAUCUGAUGACUCUAAAUCAUCCAGUGAAGCUGUUAAAGAGACUGUGGUGGAAAAUAUUGAUACUUCCUACCUAUAUAUACAGAUGCAACUGUGCAAGAAAGAAAAUUUAAGCAAUUGGUUGAAAAUUAACCUCACUCGCAGUUAUAAUACUGUAAUAGUUUACUUCACACAACUUGUUGAUGCAAUGGAGUAUGUUCAUAAAUGUGGAAUAAUGCACAGAGACUUAAAACCAUCCAAUAUUUAUUUUUCAAUGGAUGGGACAGUAAAAAUUGGAGACUUUGGCUUAGCUACAUCAUCCACUACACCUCAAAAUGGACGAAUCAGUGAUAUGAAUGAAUGGAGUAGUCAUACUCGUGGAUGUGGCACCCAGUUAUACAUGAGUCCAGAGCAGGUAGUUAAAAAAUAUUUUUUACUUCAUGUUUUCCAAGUUCUGUUCUGUCGUGUCUGCGUUAAUGCUUCUGGAGCUCUGUUGGUGGAACGGCGAGGUUCUAAUUAA